AUGUCUUCGAUACCAUGGAUCAUAGUCGUUGGAGCAGGACCUGCUGGAUUGUUGUUGUCUUUGUUGCUUUCGCAAGCCGGGAUACCAGUCCAAGUUCUGGAGAAGUCAACCAGCUUAGAUGAGCAACCACGAGCCACUCACUAUGGCCCACCAGCAGUCUAUGAGCUACGACGAUCGGGCGUGCUGGACGCGAUCCGCGAACGAGGAUUCCACCCAAACGUUGUCUGCUGGCGCAAACUUGAUGGCACGUUCCUAGCUGGACUCGAUCAUCGCGUCCAGGAAGACGAUCCGGACCGUAUGAUCUGCCUUCCACUCAACCAACUGGGCCAGAUACUCUACGAACGCCUAGUCCAGCAGCCGAACGUGACUAUCUGCUGGGAUCACAGGGUCAUUGCCAUAGGGCAAGAUGAAAACAAUGCGUGGGUGGAUGUUGAUACACCGUCGGGCACGAAGAGGUUCUCGGCGCCAUAUAUCGUGGGAUGUGACGGCGCAAAUAGCCAAAUCCGACGUUCGCUAUUUGGGGAUUCGGAGUUUCCGGGUAAGACUUGGGACCAGCAAAUUGUUGCUACAAACGUAUACUAUGAUUUCCACAAAUUCGGCUACGAUGAUGCCAAUUUCAUCAUUGACCCGACUCAUUGGUACAUGGCCUCGCGCAUAUCAACGGAUGGGUUGUGGCGCGUUACUUAUGGCGAGAAGGUGGCUACUCGAGAGGAGCUGCUAGCGAGACAGCCAGCAAAAUGGCAAGAAAUGAUUCCAGGACACCCGACUCCAGAACAGUACAAAAUUGUCAACUUCAGCCCCUAUCGGGUGCACCAGCGGCUAGCACAUGCCAUGAGGGUUGGGCGUUUUCUUCUAUCUGCCGAUGCGGCUCAUCUAUGCAACCCAUUUGGAGGUCUCGGUUUGACUGGUGGCAUUGUCGACGUUGGAGGGCUAUCUGACUGCCUUGUUGGCAUCUACCAUGGAAAAGCAGACGACAGCAUCCUCGAUAUAUAUUCGCAGGUUCGACGACAGAAGUAUUCUGAGGUUAUAGAUCCGAUCUCGAGCAGCAAUAUCAGACUAAUGUUCGACUCGGAUCCGGGCACAGUGAUGGAGACGAACGAAUUCCUAAAGCUCGCAAAGCGAUCAGAGACAGACAAGGUAUUUGCGAAGGAAAUGAUGUCUGCGAUCAAUGUCAUCAAAUACGACUUUACCCAGCACUAUCAGAAUGCCUCUGCCGAUGGCACAAAUGGACAGGUCACACCAAUUGCGGUUGCAGGCGUUACCGACUGA
Molecule: messenger RNA, 1269 nt
Organism: Cladophialophora psammophila CBS 110553
Lineage: Eukaryota; Fungi; Ascomycota; Eurotiomycetes; Chaetothyriales; Herpotrichiellaceae
Exons: 3
Coding region: 1-1269 (422 amino acids)
Biological process (GO): 3-(3-hydroxy)phenylpropionate catabolic process
Molecular function (GO): FAD binding; 3-(3-hydroxyphenyl)propionate hydroxylase activity
Source: RefSeq, a predicted model, not a curated record